This is a messenger RNA of Leptosia nina, 471 nucleotides long. NCBI's taxonomy places the organism in Eukaryota, Metazoa, Arthropoda, Insecta, Lepidoptera, Pieridae. The record is from the annotation of a GenBank genome assembly.
AUGAAUUGCUCGAUUUUAAAUUUCUUAUCGUCGGCAUCAGAUAUAAUGGACCGUUCAAACUACCAAAUGCCCGGAGCUUUCUCCAACCAAGGUUACCCACCUGUAGCACCGAACCAUUGCUUCGGUCCAACGAGGUACAACCUCAACCCCUGCUUCGGCCCCGCUGUACCACCACCACAGUAUGUUAACACGUGUUUCGUAUCAGCAUCGGCUUUAAGAAGAGCGUACCCACAAAUGGGUCAGCCGCGAUACGAACCCAGUUUCAAAAAAAAACAGAAACUUUUAGAUAUUCGACUCCUAAGGGUUUUAGUUGGAGAACAACAUUGGACACGUUUACUUCUGCUUCUUACGAUUUUAACCAACAACACGAUGUCUGGUUCAGGGGACAAAGACAGGAAACCGUUCCGCCCGCCAGCAUACGAGCGUCCCUAUGGGCCUCCGGAUGACCCUAGGAAUCCUCAGAGACCAUAA